Messenger RNA from Trichoderma atroviride IMI 206040, 1351 nucleotides. The record is from RefSeq and is a predicted model, not a curated record. Lineage: Eukaryota; Fungi; Ascomycota; Sordariomycetes; Hypocreales; Hypocreaceae.
AUGUUGGCUGCGCAGGCAUUCUCCAUGAAAGACAAUAGCCGCCGCCACGACACGCUCUCCACGGCUAGCAACGCGAUGAGGCAACGCCAGCCAGUCUCGUCACCCCCAGCCGCGAGGCCAAAAGACGCCUCUCCGGUCUCCGGGGCUGUCGCGCGCGUGCGACCCCGAGAGAAUAGCCGGAGCGCCGGGGCGCCGUCAGCCACGCGCCAAAAAGCCCGGCGGUGGCCGGCACCGUGUCGGCCCCUCGCUCGGGACGAGAGCACGUCCAGAAAGCCACUGCACAACGUUAUUGCCUCCCCUCAUUUAUCAAAAUUUUCCUCUUCCCAAUCGCGGAGAUUCUUACCGCUAGUGACUACUAGGUAUGACUGUGUGGUUCGCAGCAACGCCCCUCUAAAAAAUCUAGUCGCCGAUUCGAGGCGCGACCAUGUGCUACUGCGUCGCGUCUGCCCCUCUACGGAGCAAGCUCUGGCUAGGCCAUGUACAAGAUGUAUGCAAGAGCGCGAUACGCCAGGGGGCGCCAUUGGCCUGGAAUCUCGGAUCCCGUCGCCAGGCUCGGCGUAGGCAUUCCUGCAGCACAUAGGACAAGUGUCAAGAUGAGCGUGAAAAAACGCACCGAGAUUUAGGCUAUGCAGUGAACGCUGCUAUAUAUGAUGGUCACACCGUCUUUACAACGAUGAUGUAUGAAUGGUGGGAGGAUCGAUAACUUUCUGACAGGACGCAAAGAAAAGCCCUUUUGUGACAGUCCCACCUUUGGGUGAUGGGGUGAGAUUCUUGAAUCUGGCAUAAAGCUUGGAUGCGAAUAUACUGUACUGCUACCUACUAGAUACUAUUAGUCUAAUACAGAAGUAGAUUGUUCAAGAGCUGCUGUUGGACACUUGAAGUAGCCACCUACUUAUGGGAACGCCGAGGAAAAGGAAGAUAUACCUACUCCUCCUAAUCCUUAGGCAGGUUCUGAGCAACAUCAAAGAUUUACAAGUACUGUACAUGUGGUGUACCAGCUGCAACACGCAAGGAUCACACAGAAAGAUGAACAUGAACGCGAAAAGGUCACGGUAUAAGCGGCAGCCAUUGGAUGCUAACGCCGUUCCGAUUUCGUAGCCACAUAUAGCGCAAAAAAUGGCGUGGGGCGUCGGGAAGAGCAAAUUCUGGUCAAGUCGAGUCUAAAGAUGCUGAAGCCUGUUCCUUGUCCUGUCAGGCCAAGCGUUGGCGUUGUGCUCAAAGGUUGAACGACUAAGCUUCCCACUGCUGCGGAGAGGAGUCCAAUGCGCAACUACAAAGCCUCGGGCUUCGGUCAUGUUGCCUUGGCCUCCAAUUGAGCGCCAGGAUGCGGCUAGGCGAGGCGUGGCUGUUG